Molecule: messenger RNA, 2802 nt
Organism: Globicephala melas (long-finned pilot whale)
Lineage: Eukaryota; Metazoa; Chordata; Mammalia; Artiodactyla; Delphinidae
Gene: CLCA4
Product: chloride channel accessory 4
Biological process (GO): chloride transport
Cellular component (GO): plasma membrane
Molecular function (GO): protein binding; intracellularly calcium-gated chloride channel activity
Source: RefSeq, a predicted model, not a curated record
AUGGGGUUAUUCAGAAGUUUUGUCUUCUUCUUGGCCCUAUACCUGCUGCAGGGGUCCAAUACUUCCCUUGUUCGGCUGGAUAACAAUGGCUACGAGGGCAUUAUCAUUGCUAUAGACCCUGCUGUGCCAGAAGAUGAAACACUAAUUCAACAGAUAAAGGACAUGGUGACUGCAGCAUCUACUUAUCUGUUUGAAGCCACAGAAAAAAGAUUUUUUUUCAAAAAUGUAUCAAUAUUAAUUCCAGAGAAUUGGAAGAAAAUCAUUCAGUACAAGAGGCCAAAGCAUGAAAGUUACAAACAUGCUGAUGUUUUAGUCUCACCACCUACCCUCCCCGGUAGAGAUGAACCAUAUACCAAGCAGUUCACAGGCUGUGAAGGAAAAGGAGAAUACAUUCACUUCACCCCUGACUUUGUACUUGGAAAAAAACAAAAUGAAUUUGGACCAUCAGGUAGACUGUUUGUUCAUGAGUGGGCCCAUCUCCGCUGGGGAGUGUUUGAUGAGUACAAUGAUGAUGAGCCUUUCUACAGCGCUAACACAAAGAAAAUUGAAGCAACAAGGUGUUCCACAGGCAUUACUGGUAUAAACAGAGUGUAUAAGUGUCAAGGAAACAGCUGUGUAGCUAAGGGAUGCAAAAUUGAUUCCAAGACAAAACUGUAUGAAAAAGAUUGUCAGUUCUUCCCUGAUAAAUAUCAAACUGAAAAGACAUCCAUAAUGUUUAUGCAAGGUAUUGAUUCUGUCGCUGAAUUCUGUAAUAACAAAACCCAUAACCGUGAAGCUCCAAGCCUACAAAACAAAAUGUGCGAUUUCAGAAGCACAUGGGAGGUGAUCAGCAGUUCUGAGGACUUUAGAAACACAGUGGCUAUGGUGGCACCACCCCCUCCGCCUGUCUUCUCAUUGCUAAAGAUCAGUGAAAGAACUGUGUGCUUAGUCCUUGAUAAGUCUGGAAGCAUGGCUGGUUCUAAUCGCCUAAAUCGAAUGAAUCAAGCAGCAAAACAUUUCCUGCUUCAGACCGUUGAAAAUGGAUCCUGGGUGGGGAUGGUGCACUUUGACAAUACUGCCUACAUCAAAAGUAAUCUAAUCCAAAUAAUAAGCAGCAAUGAAAGAAGACAGCUCUUGGCGAGUUUACCUACAGCUGCUGGUGGAGGAACUUCCAUCUGCAGCGGAAUUAAAUCAGGAUUUCAGGUAAUUGGAAAUAAUUACUCCCAAAUAGAUGGAUCUGAAAUAGUGCUGCUGACUGAUGGGGAGGAUAGCUCUGCAAACACCUGUAUUGAUGAAGUGAAACAAAGUGGGGCCAUAAUUCACUUUAUUGCUCUGGGACCAAAUGCCGAUCAAGCAGUCAUAGAGAUGAGCAAUGUAACAGGAGGAAAACAUUUUUAUGCUUCAGAUGAAGCCCAGAACAAUGGCCUCAUUGAUGCUUUCGCGGCCCUUGCAUCAGGAAACACCGAUGCCUCCCAGCAAUCUCUUCAGCUUGAAAGUAAGGGAUUAAAACUCGACAGUACUGACUGGAUGAACGGCACUGUAAUAAUUGAUAGCACUGUGGGAAAGGACACAUUCUUUCUCAUCACAUGGAACCAACAGCUUCCCGUUAUUUCUCUCUUGGAUCCCACUGGAAACUCAGUGGGAAAUUUCAUAGUGGAUUCACCUUCCAAAAUGGCCUAUCUCAGUAUUCCAGGAACUACAAAGGUGGGUGUUUGGACUUACAGUCUUCAAGCAAAUGCAAAAGGGGAGACAUUAACUAUAACAGUAAAUUCUCGAGCGGCAAAUUCUUCUGUGCCUCCAAUCACAGUGAGUGCUAAAAUGAAUAAAGAUACAAACAGCUUCCCCAGCCCAAUGAUUGUUUAUGCAGAAAUUCUACAAGGGUAUAUACCCAUUCUUGGAGCCAAUGUGACUGCUUUCAUUGAAUCGAAUACUGGGAAAACAGAAGUUUUGGAACUUUUGGAUAAUGGUGCAGGUGCUGAUUCUUUUAAGAAUGAUGGAGUCUACUCCAGAUAUUUUACAACUUAUAAAGAAAAUGGCAGAUAUAGCUUGAAAGUACGGGCUCAUGGAGGAGAAAAUGCUGUCAUGCGAAACUUAUGGCAUCCACUGAAUAGAGCUGCAUAUAUACCAGGCUGGGUAGUGGAUGGGAACAUUAAAGGGAAUCCACCAAGACCUGAAAUUGAUGAGAACACUCAGACAAACUUGGAGAGUUUCACCAGAACAGCAUCUGGAGGUGCAUUUGUGGUUUCAAACGUUCCAAGUGAUCCCUCCUUGACUGACGUCUUCCCACCAAGUCAAAUCACAGACCUUAAGGCCACAUCAGAUGAGGAUGAGAUCAGUCUAACAUGGACAGCACCAGGAGAUGAUUUUGAUGUUGGAAGAGUUCAAAAGUAUAUCAUAAGAAUAAGCGGAAGUAUCCUGGAUCUAAGGGAUAAUUUUGAUGAUGCGCUGCAAGUAAACACUACUGAUCUGUUACCAAAUGAGGCCAACUCCAAGGAAAACUUUACAUUCAAACCAGGAAAUAUCUCAGAAGAAAAUGCAACCCACAUAUUCAUUGCCAUUAAAAGUGUGGAUAAAAGCAAUUUGACAUCAAGGGCAUCUAACAUUGCACAAGUAGCUUUGUUUGUUCCUCAACCAGAUGACAUACCUGAUGGAAUUCAUCCAGAUCCUACUCCUGAUAAAAAUCCCCCUAAGUCCGGACUCAGCAUUUCUACUUUGGUGGUGUUAGUGGUUGGCACUGUGAUAAUUGUCAGUCUGAUUUUGAGUAUCACCAUUUGUGUCUUAAGCAGGAAAAGAAAUUCUAGCAGACCUAGAACAGGGUUUUAA